Messenger RNA from Pantherophis guttatus, 4454 nucleotides. It is a transcript of the gene DPP4, whose product is annotated as dipeptidyl peptidase 4. Gene Ontology annotation, cellular component: plasma membrane. The record is from RefSeq and is a predicted model, not a curated record. Gene Ontology annotation, molecular function: dipeptidyl-peptidase activity; serine-type endopeptidase activity. Gene Ontology annotation, biological process: proteolysis. NCBI's taxonomy places the organism in Eukaryota, Metazoa, Chordata, Lepidosauria, Squamata, Colubridae.
CAGGAGCGGGAGUUUUGCUUUCGUGCUUUUUUUUGGGGGGGGGGGUUGCCUUUCCCCACACCUUGGCACCUCGCCCCCAUAUUGUCUUCCCCGUCUUCGGUUCCCCCUCCACCUCUUCCUGACCCUCGAGCCCAACCUGACUCCUCCCUUCCACGCCCCCCUCUCUCUCCCCGGUUGCUCUUCUGCGCCUAUGGUGGGCCACAGAGGGGCCGGGCCCCCCAUCCUGACAGAGAGUGACAGCCAAGAGAUUUUUGCCCUCAGUCGCCGAACUUCUCUAAUGUUUAACUUGGCGCUGCUGACAACCCAGCGUAUCCGGGACGGGAGGGGAGGGAGGAGGGAGGGAGGGAGAGAGCCUGAGGAAAAGGCGCCCGCCGCUGCUGUUUCUUCCCCUUUUACAUAUUGAUUUCCCUGGAAGCCAAAGAACCGGCAGGAACUUCCCGCAAUGAAGACGAUAGUAAAGUGCUUAUUAGGGCUUCUUGCACUUGGAGUUAUCAUUACAGUCAUAGUUGUUCCAGUAGUUUUGCUAACAAGGGAAGAUUCCGAUAUCCGUAGAAAAUUUUCUUUGGAGGAUUAUUUGAGUGGUGAUUUUCAGUACAAAUCAUAUAAUGUGCGGUGGAUGUCAGAUCAUGAGUAUGUCUACAAAAAUCAGAACGAUGUUUUCCUGUACAACAUUGAUGAUGGAAAAGAGUCUUUAAUCUUAUCAAAUGACACAUUAGACACUUACAAUAGUUCUGAGGCAAUAUUGUCACCUGACAAAAAAUUUGCUCUUCUGCGAUACAAUUAUGAGAAGGUGUGGAGGCACUCAUACACGGCAUCAUACCAUAUCUAUGAUCUAAAUAACAGAACAAUAAUAACUGAGAACCCACUUCCUACAACUAUCCAGUAUAUAUCAUGGUCACCUGUUGGACACAAACUGGCUUAUGUUUACCAGAAUAAUAUUCAUGUGAAAACAACACCAGCCGCCAGUGCUAUUGAAAUCACUCAGAAUGGAGCCGAAAACAAAAUUUUAAAUGGAUUAGCAGACUGGGUAUAUGAAGAGGAAAUGUUUGGCACCCAUUCUUCUCUGUGGUGGUCUCCAAAUGGCAGUUUUUUGGCGUUUGCAGAGAUUAAUGACACGGAAGUUCCUGUUAUUGAGUAUUCGUUUUAUUCAGAAGAUACACUGCAAUAUCCAAAGACCAUUAAAAUCCCAUAUCCUAAGGCAGGUGCUAUCAAUCCAACAAUAAAACUAUUUGUUGUGGAUAUUCUAGACCUUCCCUCAAAAAAUAUCUCAGAAAUUGUUGCACCAGCUAGUAUAAUAUCAGGGGAUCACUACUUGAGUGUUGUAACAUGGGUGACUGAUGAACGAAUCUGUCUGCAGUGGCUUAGAAGGAUUCAAAACUUUUCUAUGCUCACCAUCUGUGACUACUCUGGUGGUGUAUGGCAGUGCCCAAAGGAAAGGGAGCAUAUUGAAGAAAGUAAAACUGGCUGGGUUGGCAGAUUUCAGCCAUCAGAACCUUUCUUUGCUUCUGACAAAAUUAGCUACUACAAAAUUAUCAGUGAUUCACAAGGAUAUGAACAUAUUCACUACACCGAUAGCGCAGGCAAAGUUAAACCUAUUACAAGUGGAAAAUGGGAAGUAAUCGAUAUAGCUGCUGUAACAAAUAACAGCCUAUACUUUAUUAGUAAUGAAUUUGAUGGUAGACCAGGAGGAAGACAUCUUUAUAAAGUGGACUUAAAAAAUGGCUUUCAAAAAACAUGUAUCACUUGUGAUUCAAAGGAGGAAGCAUGUCAGUAUUUCUCUGUAUCCUUCAGCCCAGAUGCAAGAUACUAUAAACUGAAUUGUUACGGUCCUGGCCUGCCCUACUUCACCUUGCAAAACAGCAAUACAGGCAAAGAAGUUAAGAUCCUAGAAAAUAACGAUAAUUUGAGAAAUGUAUUGAAAGAAAUUCAGAUGCCCAGCAAAAGACUGAGAAAUAUUACUCUGGAUGGACAAACAUACUGGUAUCAGAUGAUAUUGCCUCCUAAUUUCGAUGAGUCAAAAAAGUAUCCCUUGCUCGUUGAUGUAUAUGCAGGACCUGGUAGUCAGAAAGCAGAUGCUGUCUUCCGGAUCAACUGGUCUACGUAUCUGGCAAGCUCCGAAGGGAUUAUUGUGGCUAGCUUCGAUGGUAGAGGAAGCGGUUUUCAAGGAGAUAAAAUUUUGCAUGCAAUAUACCGAAGACUGGGAACCUAUGAAGUUGAAGAUCAGAUCUCAGCAGCCAAGCUAUUUUCCGAAAUGAGCUUUGUUGAUAAGGACAAAAUGGCUAUUUGGGGCUGGUCUUAUGGAGGCUAUGUAACUUCCAUGGUCCUCGGAGCCGGAAGUGGUGUAUUCAAGUGCGGAAUAGCUGUGGCACCUGUCUCACGCUGGCAAUAUUAUGAUUCUAUAUAUACUGAACGCUACAUGGGUAUGCCUGAAAAAAAUGAUAACCUGGAUUUCUAUGAGAGCUCUACAGUUAUGGCCAGAGCAGAAAAAUUCAAAAUGGUUGACUAUCUCCUGAUCCAUGGAACAGCAGACGAUAACGUUCAUUUUCAGCAAGCAGCCCAGAUUUCAAAAGCUCUGGUUGACGCACAGGUGGAUUUCCAAGCAAUGUGGUAUACAGAUAAAGAUCAUGGAAUUGGAGGACAUGCCCACAGCCAUAUUUACCAUCACAUGAGUCAUUUUAUCAAACAGUGUUUUAAAUUGCCAUAACAUUGGGAGUGCCUUAUCUAUGCAAAGCUGGGUAACUUCUGAAGUUUUAAGUGCACUUUUCUAGUAAAUUAAUUGUCUCAUAUUUCAUUGGAUGACACAGUCAAUUUAAUUUGUGCGGACACUUGAAUGAAGAAAACGUAAUUUUUCUUUCUUUCUGCAAUUACCUGCAGGGAUGCACUGAGCACAAACCAAAGAACUACAAAGCUCUAUCGUUCUUGUAGGAGCUGCUCCAUUCUUUUCUUUUAUUUCCCUCAAGAACUAUUUUGCAUAAUAGUGUUUUAAAAAUGCAAGUUUCCUUGCAGUAAGCAACCAUUGCCUUGGGUGCCGAAAUAUGCCUUAAUCUUUUCUAUAUGGAACUGCUGUUCUUUUGAAACAAGGCUUAAUCCAGGUUCAUCAGCUGUUCAUUACAAGCCAGGAAAAAAAAUAUACUUGAAUUCUCUGCUUGAGUUCUCUCCGUAUUAAUUUUAGGUGAAAAUUUAUUGUUUCAAUAAGUAUCAGUUUUUCUUUACCUAAACUUGUGUGUCAGCUCUCUAUAAAUAUGUGGAUUUCUACCAAAAUAAACAGUAGCUGAUACAGGGAACCUGUGAUGGGAGAGCUUUGCAAUCAAGCUUCUUGCUUAAACAGAGAGGGAAAAAUCACCGUGCCCUAGAAGCUUCUAACUUCUUUAAAGUCAAGAUGGCCAUUUUAUAGGAAUAUGCCGCCAAAUAGGAGGAAAGGAGAGAGAGGAACAUUAAAGUGGUUUUUUUCUCUUGAACAUUUGGGGGGGGGGAAUUCCAGGAGACACUCUAGAACCAGCAAGUCAGACUACUUCCAGAACUGUUGCAAAUGAUAAUAACCUAACAAUGAAAAUACCAGCUACUUGAAUUGUUCCCAUUGGGCAGUUAGGAGACAAGGGCUGGGGCCACCUCACCAAGGGCUUCCAUGAAUCUGUUCCAGUGAAUGAUGCCAGGCUUCCACCUUGAGAAUGGCAGGACACUUGGGGAAAAAGCAACAGGUGUUACAUCUGGGUAAUAAAAGGGAUUUUAUUACAGCUGUUGGAGCCAGCAAGCAGCCAAUUCUCUCCCUUCUGCUUUCUAUAUGCUUGCUAUACCAGAUGAUCUCACGUUUCCCAUCUCCAACAUGUAUCCAGUACAGUGGAAAUUGUUUUUCCUGUUUUGACUAGCCCACACAUAGGCAGCAUUUCCAGUGAUACUCCUUGCAGUGGGUUCCAGAUUGGGUGAGAGUGAUUGUGAAUAUCUAAUCUGCCUGAAAUGCACAUUCAUAAACAAUCGCUAGAAGACACCCAUGGUUUUCACAGAAUUGAGAAUGAGGAGUGAGAUUAGAUGCCACAGGGUGAGAAAUUAGCACAGGAAUUGGAACCAGAUUGCCGACAACUGAGCCAGUAGAUAUUUAGUCUCUGUAUUAAUCAUACCUCAUUUGGAUUAAUAUCACAUUUAAGACCGUGGUACAUGUUUGGUUCUCUGUAUGAUAUAAUUAUAUGUACCCAUCAUACAUAGGAAUCAUGAAGACAGCAAUAAAAGUCUAAUUCCUCUGUUAUGGUGAGUAAUAUAAUUUUUGAGAAUGGGAUGCAAAACAUGGUUUGAGAACUUUUCUAUGCAUGAAAUUCAUGUUGGAUGAAUGUAAUUUGUUAGCACAAUCCUCUAAAAGUUCACUAUGGUUAAAAAGGAAUCUGUGGAGAUUGUUAAAAUAGAUUGCCUUGCAAAUGUUGUAUUUUAACUGUAAUGCAAUAAAAUCAUUUUCUACUACCAAA